Messenger RNA from Trichoderma harzianum CBS 226.95, 780 nucleotides. RefSeq lists its product as hypothetical. The transcript has 2 exons. The coding region runs from base 1 to 780 and encodes 259 amino acids. Lineage: Eukaryota; Fungi; Ascomycota; Sordariomycetes; Hypocreales; Hypocreaceae. The record is from RefSeq and is a predicted model, not a curated record.
AUGGCUCGUUUGCUCGCCCUUCUCGCUCUUUCCGGCGCCGUCAUGGCUGCUCAAUCUACUACCGUCUCUCUGCUGCUGCCGGCUACCGAUCCCCAGAAGCUCGUCGGUUCUGUUAUUGGUGUCGAUAGCGCGGCUACGACUUACGCUUAUGGAUGUGCGCCUGGAGUAGCCGCUGAUAAGUGUGGCUUCGAAUCUAGCCAGACUAUUACUCAAGGUCCUACUACAUGGAUUUACACGAAUACUUACGGUGAUGCCGAGGGCGGCCAUUACACCGAGGGUGGCCACUGCAAGCUCUCCAGCGCGGCAGACGUCGCUUCAUGCAGCAUGUGGAUGUCCGCGACGGAUUCCACCGGCAGCAUCACCAUCGUUACCAGCGUCGGCACUGCAUCAGAUUUCCUAUCGUUCCAGCUCCCCGUGACCAUCACCGCCGGUCUCGAGAAGCUCCAGGCCGCCCCUGGUGCCUCGGCCACGGAUAGUUCAGCCGCCGCCGCUCCCACCAACACUAACACUGGUGCUUCCGAGACUUCGCAGACGACUGCUGCUUCUUCGGGUGCUAAUACGUCUAAGAGUGCUUCUUCGGGCCCUGCUUCUACGGCUGCUUCUUCGAGCGGCGCGUCUACGACUCUUGCUAGGCAGACGACCGCUGCUGUGAGCACUGGUACCAGCACUUCUUCUACUACUGCUGCGCCUAGUAGCACUAAUGCUGCUGGGCUUGUGAACGCUCAGAACGGUUUGUGGGUUGGUGUGGCUGCUGUUAUUGGUGGUGUUAUGAUGUUGUAG